AUGGCUCAACAUGGUUUUAGUAUGUAUUCUAAACUGGUCGAUGCUAUAGAUGGUGGUAAUUGGGUGUGGCCUGAAGCUUGGAGGAAUUUAUUCCCGGUAUUAUUUCAGCUCCAACCUGUUACUUUAUCGGCUAAUGUUCAAGAUAGAAUUUUGUGGAUGAAUUCAGAAGGUAAUUUGGUCUCUUUUGAGUCUAAAGAGGUGUGGGCUGUUAUUAGAACUCGGGGGCAUUCUGUUGAAUGGUCGAAUAUUGUUUGGUCUCGGUUUAAUAUUCCAAAACAUGCGUUUAUUAGUUGGCUGAUUUUGAAGAGGAAGCUAUGGACUCAAGACAGAAUCCUUCACUGGAAUCAUACUGUAACGGGUUCUAUCAAUCAAAUGUGUUGCCUCCUUUGUUUUGCAGGUAUUGAAACGAUUGAUCACCUGUUUUUUGAGUGCAAAUACUCAAAGAUGGUGUGGUAUAAAGUUCGCGAGAAAGGAGACAUGUCCCGAGUCAGUGAAAAAUGGGACGACAUAAUGCAAUGGUUGGUUCCUAUAGCUACUCGACGAUCUAUUGAGGCGGUAACGAAUAAACUUCUAGUUGCAGCGUCGGCUUAUUUCAUUUGGAUGGAAAGGAAUGCAAGAUUUUUCAACAACCAACUAAGACCGCCGGAAAAAAUUGUGGAGCUUAUUUUGCAUACGGUUCGAACCAAAUUGCUAUCCUUCAAGUAUAAAGCCAGCGCUAAUGUCAACCGGUUUUUGGAGAAGUGGAACGUGCAUGGAGUAGAGACCUUUGAUGACCAUUGUUAG
Molecule: messenger RNA, 783 nt
Organism: Helianthus annuus (common sunflower)
Lineage: Eukaryota; Viridiplantae; Streptophyta; Magnoliopsida; Asterales; Asteraceae
Exons: 1
Coding region: 1-783 (260 amino acids)
Source: RefSeq, a predicted model, not a curated record